AUGGUCCUCCAAGACUUGGGACGCAGGCUAAACUCGGCCCUCCAGUCCGUAUCGGCUUCGUCCACCAUCGACGAGCAGGCCCUCGAUGCCGUCCUCAAGACGGUCUGCUCGGCCCUCCUCGAAUCAGACGUCAACGUCCUCCUCGUCAAGCGCACCCGCGAGCGCGUAAAGCGCCAGGUCCUCCCCCAGCUCGAGGAGAUCCAGCACAAGCAGGGCACCGAUCACGACGCCAUGGCCGGCAACAAGGCCAAGCAGCUCAUCCACAAGGCCAUCUUUGACGAGCUCGUCGCACUCGUCGACCCAGGCGACGACGCACCGCCAGCCUUCAACCCGGUCAAGGGCAAGACGCAGGUCAUCAUGAUGGUCGGCCUUCAAGGGGCGGGCAAGACGACCACCUGUACCAAGCUCGCGACCCACUACCAGCGCCGGGGCCUCAAGGUUGCCCUCGUGUGUGCCGACACGUUCCGCGCCGGAGCGUUCGACCAGCUCAAGCAGAACGCGACGCGCGCCAAGGUCCCCUUCUUUGGCUCGUACACCGAGACGGACCCGGUCUCGAUCUCGCUCCAGGGCGUCAACAAGUUCCGCGCCGAGCGGUUCGACGUCAUCAUUGUCGACACGUCCGGGCGGCACCGCCAAGAGUCGGAGCUGUUUGACGAGAUGUGCCAGAUCCAGGACGCCGUCGAGCCCGACAUGACGGUCCUCGUCCUCGACGGCGCCAUUGGCCAGGCCGCCGAGGCGCAGAGUGAGGCGUUCAAGGAGGCGAGCAACUUUGGCGCCAUCAUCGUCACCAAGCUCGACGGCCACGCAAAGGGAGGAGGAGCCAUCUCUGCUGUCGCCGCGACCCACACGCCCAUCAUCUUCAUCGGCACGGGCGAGCACCUGCACGACCUCGAAAAGUUCGCGCCGCGCCCCUUCAUCAGCAAGAUGCUCGGCAUGGGCGACAUGCAGGGGCUCGUCGAGCGCGCCCAGGAGAUGGCCAUGGCCAACCCGGAGCGCCAGGAGAACAUGAUGAAGAAGCUCGAGAAGGGCGAAUUCACCGUGCGCGACCUCAAGGAGCAGAUGCAGACCAUCAUGAACAUGGGCCCACUGUCGAACCUGACGUCGAUGAUCCCGGGCAUGAGCGGCCUCAUGGGCGGCGACACCGAGGCCGAGGCGUCCAAGCGCAUGAAGCGCAUCGCCUUCAUCUUUGACUCGAUGACGACGGCCGAGCUCGACUCGGACGGGAGCGUCUUCCGCGACCCGCCAAAGGCGCCCAAGGCCGACAAGGGCAAGGGCAAGGGCAAGCCCAACGCGCGCGUGCUGCGCGUCGCGAGGGGCAGCGGCACGAGCGUCGAGGAGGUCGAGCAGCUCCUCGCGCAGCACCAGAUGUUUUCCAAGAUGGCCAAGCGCAUGGGCGGCAAGAACGGCAUGUGCCUCGCGCAGCGCGGCGCAGGACGGCCAGGCGCCGGCGGCGGAAUGCCGGCGGGCAUGCCGCCGCUCGGACCGGGUGGCAUGCCCGACCUGUCCAAGCUGUCGCCGUCGCAGAUGCGCGCCAUGCAGAACAUGCUCCCGCCGGGCGCGCGCGACAUGCUCUCGAACCCGGGCGCGCUGCAGCAGAUGCAGCAGAUGAUGGGCGGCAUGGGCGGCAUGGGCGGCAUGGGCGGCAUGGGCGGCAUGGGAGGCAUGGGCGGCAUGGCCGACAUGCUCAAGGGCAUGAUGGGUGGUGCGGGAGGACGGUGA
Molecule: messenger RNA, 1719 nt
Organism: Rhodotorula graminis WP1
Lineage: Eukaryota; Fungi; Basidiomycota; Microbotryomycetes; Sporidiobolales; Sporidiobolaceae
Exons: 11
Coding region: 1-1719 (572 amino acids)
Biological process (GO): SRP-dependent cotranslational protein targeting to membrane; SRP-dependent cotranslational protein targeting to membrane, translocation
Cellular component (GO): signal recognition particle, endoplasmic reticulum targeting; cytosol
Molecular function (GO): endoplasmic reticulum signal sequence receptor activity; 7S RNA binding; ATP hydrolysis activity
Source: RefSeq, a predicted model, not a curated record